This is a messenger RNA of Ilex paraguariensis (yerba mate), 225 nucleotides long. The record is from the annotation of a GenBank genome assembly. NCBI's taxonomy places the organism in Eukaryota, Viridiplantae, Streptophyta, Magnoliopsida, Aquifoliales, Aquifoliaceae.
AUGAACUGCCCGAGAAAGGGAUUUUAUGGAGAGAAUGCAAGUGAGGAUAGCAAAGGAUUUGUUCUCAAUAAUCUCGUGAUUAAACUACAGAAUCAGUGGGGGGUGGGUCUUUUGAAAACCAUUCCCAGCAUAGAAGCAAAUUACAUCUCUUCGAGCGGUGAAAAGCUGAUAAUAGAACUGGCGACUGCAUUGCUGCAGAAUGAAAGAAUUCCAAAGGACAGCUAG